Microthlaspi erraticum is the source of this 789-nucleotide messenger RNA. Lineage: Eukaryota; Viridiplantae; Streptophyta; Magnoliopsida; Brassicales; Brassicaceae. The record is from the annotation of a GenBank genome assembly.
AUGAAAUGUUUUGGGUUGAUUUCUACAGCUCCUCCUCCGAUUCGUUCGUCUCCAUUUCUUUCUCUUUCUCGAACAAAUUUGAAUCGAAUUACACUUACGAUUCCACCUUCGCUCUACUUAUCUCCUCCAAAGAGCUCGAUUUCUGAGGGUUUAUCGAAUUCCUUUCCAGCCCAUGGAGGUGGGAUCGUGUCUAGGGCAUCGAUUAGUGUGAUUGAAGAUGAAUCCAUUGACAAUUUCAAACAAAGUGUGGGCAGCCCUGUUUCUCCGCACUCAAUCAAUCCAUUAGCCAAGCUGAGUUUAAGCGACCAGGCAUUUCUUCUCUUGGCCUUCAUCGCUUGCACGACUUCAGUGGCAUUUACAAGUUUUGUGGUUGCAGCAAUUCCCACACUUCUGGCCAUGGGAAGAGCUGCAUCUUCCUUUGCUAAGUUAGCCGACACAGCUCGCCAAGAACUCCCUAGUACCUUGGCAGCCAUAAGGCUCUCCGGCAUGGAAAUAAGCGAUCUUACUCUUGAAUUGAGCGACUUAAGCCAAGAGAUAACUGAUGGGGUUACCAAAUCAGCUAAAGCGGUUCAGGCAGCUGAAGCUGGAAUCCGACAGAUUGGAACUCUUGCACACCAUCAAACUCUCUCAAUGAUUGAAGAGAGAGCAAGUUUACCUGAAAUAUCGCUGAAACCUGUUGUGGCUGGUGCGGCCCAGAAGACUUCACACGCAAUCGGCAGAGCAACCAAGACACUAAUGAACAUUAUAACCGGAGGAGACAAGGAUGAUGAAGAUUCCUCAGACGUUUAG